AAUUUAAAUAUCAUGUCCUUCUACCAAAUUUACAUAUACAUUGAACCAAAGGUCCCAAAAAUUCCUGCAUUUCGAAUGGCGUAAAAAUCAUGUUCCCAAGUGUGGAUCUCAUGCACAACAGAAUCAAUACUGAGGUCAUUAUCAGGCAAUGCAUGGUCAGUAUUUCCAUGGGCUUGAUCAAUAAUGCUACUCUUCAUGUAAGUUUCUUCGAGUAUCUUAACCGGAGGGUUUCUUUGUAACGGUGACAGCUUUCUGGCUUGU
Molecule: messenger RNA, 261 nt
Organism: Linum tenue
Lineage: Eukaryota; Viridiplantae; Streptophyta; Magnoliopsida; Malpighiales; Linaceae
Source: the annotation of a GenBank genome assembly